CCGCUCCUGCGCACAACCGCCCGGUUUGUCCGCUGAGCGUCAGUGCCAUGACAACGGGACGAUGGCUGCAAGCAAGACGCUGAGAAAUGUGAUGUUUGUGUGAGCUUGGAGUAACAAACCGUCGCCUUUCACUGACUGCUUCGUGUAUGUGAAGGCAGCAUGUCUCUGUUCAAGGCCCGUGACUGGUGGUCAGCCGCACUCGGCGAGGGCGAGGAGUUUGACCAUGGAUGCUUAUGUGUCGGAGACGUGGACAACAGCGACACUGGACAUGACAAGGUGGUGGUGGGCAGCUACAUGGGGAUGCUGCGAGUUUUCUCCCCACAUGCCAGUAAGACCAGCGAGGGAGUUUCAGCGGAAGCUCAGCUCCUGGAAGUCCAGCUUCAAAACGCCAUCAUCCAGGUGGAAGUGGGAAAGUUUGUCUCGUGUUCAGAGCUUCUGCACCUGGCUGUUCUUCACCCCCGGAAGUUGUCGGUCUACUCUGUUUCAGGCACUGCGGGGAACGUAGAGCACGGUGACCAGUACCAGCUGAAGUUAGUCUAUGAACACAACCUGCAGAGAACGGCCUGCAACAUGACCUACGGCACCUUUGGAGGGGUUACAGGUCACCACUCCCUGUGCAUUCAGUCCAUGGACGGGAUGCUGAUGUUCUUCGAGCAGGACAGCUACUCCUUCGGCCGGUUCCUCCCGGGUUUCCUGCUGCCCGGCCCGCUGGUCUACAACCCCAGGACGGACAGCUUCCUCACCGUUUCCUCUGCACGCCAGCUGGAGAGCUACAAGUAUGAAACUCUGGCUGUGGCUACAGAGGCAGAGAGCCGACAGGAUCCUGAACUGCCCCUCAAGACUGGAGGCAAGAGGCUGACGCCUGACUGGACGAUUGUCCUGGGAGAACAGGCCCUGGACCUUUCUGUGCCCUCCUUCUCCCACUCCUCCUCCUCCAUCUUCGUUCUGGGUGAGAGAAGCCUGUACUGUCUCCGAGACAACGGCCAGAUCCGCUUCAUGAAGAAGCUGGAGUUCAACCCCAGCUGCUUCCUGCCCUACACCUCAGUGACGGAUGGCACCACCAACCUGUUGCUAGGUAACCACACCAACAUGCUGCUGGUUUACCAGGAUGUGACUCUGAAGUGGGCGGCCCAGCUCCCAUUUGUGCCCGUGGCCGUUCGUAUUGGCAGCUUCCCGGAGCUGAAAGGAGCUGUGGUCAGUCUUAGCUCUGAUGGCCACCUCUUGUGCUCCUACAUGGGCACAGACCCCUCCUUCUUCUCCACGCCCAAGGUGGACGCCCGCGAGGCCGACUACGAGCAGGUGGACGCUGAGAUGAAGAAACUGCAGAAGUUCAUCAGGGAGGCCACCAGGACUCAGGACAUUCUGCCUAAAACUGACACUGAGGAGGACCUGAUUGUCACAGCUGCUGUGUCCUCCAGCAUGGACGGCCAAUCGGAAGCUCUGAUCCAAGACAUCGACGGUCUGCCCGUCCCCUCGGUAACCAUCCAGGUGAAGGUGAAGGCCAGUUGUGUUGUACAGUCCCCUAAGCUGACCGUCAGCAUUCAGCCUCCUUUGGCCGUCACUCAGGACCAGUUUGUCCUGGAACCCAUGGGUGUUGGCUCCUCCACAGUUGUGUCAUUUUCGGCUUUCCUCAACGGCCGUUACCCUCCUGCUGACCUGACCGGAGACAUCACCGUGUCCUACAGUUCGCCGACAGGAGUUCCCAGGGUUCUCCAGUCCAGGUUCAGUCUUCCUCUGGCUUUGGUGUGCGUUCCCUCCUCUCCAGCCAAAACCACCAAGUUUAAGGUCACAGUGGACACCAACCAGGCACCAAUCGAGCUCAAUUCCAUCUUCCCAGAGUUUUCAGCAAAGUCAGGAGAUAAGGAUGGGAAUAGUUUGGCUUUCCAGUUCCUGUCAGGAGCCAAGGUUACCGUGCUGGCCUCCAAGACCUCCCAGCGUUACCGUAUUCAGAGUGACAGUUUUGAGGACAUGUGGUUGGUGGUGAAGGAGUUGAUCAUGAGAUUCGAUCGCCAUUUCUCCAAACUGGGAGUCAAAGACUUCAAGAAAAGCUUUAGUGGACCACUCCCGCUGCAGGAGUACUUCCUGUCUGUAGACCACCACUUCCAGCUGCGUGUCAGUGCUCAGCAGUACCAGGAUCUGCUGUCAGAGCGUGCUGUCCAGUUCAGAGCCAUCCAGCGCCGCCUGCUGACUCGGUUCAAAGACAAAACCCCGGCGCCCCUGCAGAACCUGGACACACUGCUGGACGCCACCUACAGCCAGGUGAUGGCGCUGGCGGAGGCGGCGGAGGAGAACCGGGCGCUGCUGGCGGAGGCGUUUGUCCGCCUGCGGAGCGCCACACACCUGCUGGUGCUGCUGCUGUCGCUGUGGCAGGGCCUGACCCCCGACCAGACCUCCAUCCUGGAGGCCACGCUGCUGCCGCUACUGCAGGACACACCGCAGCUGGGCUGGGAGGAGAGCUGCGACGCUGCCGUGUCCCACCUCCUGCGGACCUGUCUUUCUCGGAGCCCCAAGGACCAGGCCACCUCAUUGGCCCAGGCGGGAGGCCCUGUGCUGGGCCUCCCCCGUGACACCGCCCGCCUCAAGAAGCACAUCACCCUGCUGUGUGACCGCAUCGGCAAGGGAGGCCGUCUCACCCUGGCCUCUGAGGCCAACGUCCAGGUCCCUGCCCAGGUCCAGAACCUGGCUGCUCCCGGAGGCGUUGAGCCCAUUGCGGAGGUGGCUGGUGACGGGGAGGAACUGGAGCUUCCACAGGAGCCCACCAAGUUCAUCAAGAAGAAGCAGCCGUCUAAGAAAGUCAAGAAAGACAAGAAGGAGGCGUCCAGGGAGACGUCAGAGGCCUCCAUUAAAGAAGAAGUGGGAGGAGCAGAGGAGCCUGUCAAGGAGGUGAAGAAGGAGAAGAAGGAAUCAUCAAAGGAGAAGAGGGAGUCGAAGAAGGAUUCGAGCAAAGACGCCAAAGAGCCCAAGGAGGAGGUGAAGAAGGAGAAGAAGGAGUCAUCAAAGGAGAAGAAGGAGAGAGACAAAGACAAGGAAGGGAAGGAGGCCAGCAAGGAGUCGGGGGACAAGAAAGUGUCCAGGAAGUCUUCUGUAAAAGUGAAAGAGAAGAAGAAGGAGCCGGAGGGAGAGGCCUGACAGGAGUCGUGCAAUAAGCUCACAUGAUAUGCAUGCAGGCACAUAAACACACAAGAUAACAUGUCUAAACAUCAUAUACACAACAUAUAAAUAUGCAUACGUGUACACAGUGUCCAUGUAAACAUAUACAAGGCUACAGAGCACAAACACACACUCACAUAUGCUGUCUAACUGCAUAUAUACAUGGGAAUACUCAUUCAGAGCCAUACAUCUCAGUCGCUAAGCAAUCCAGACGCAUAUUUACAUCAUCUGGUAACACACACACACACACACACACACACACACACACACUCUCUCUUUCUGUGUCUCUGCGUUGCGGCUCCUGCUGCUGAGCCACACCACAUCCAGUAGUUUUGGUGUGUGUGUGUGUGUGUGUGUGUGUGUGUGUGUGUGGGUGUGUGGGUGUGCUGGGUAACCAUGGUGAGGUCCGAGCCUACAGAGAGUGAAGAGGAAGGCGAGAUGCUCCUCCUCUCCUCAGACAUUUCGCUGACUCUCUCCUUCCUCCUCCUUCUCCUCCUCCUCUUCUUCGUCUGGCCCCAGCAGCAGUCAAACCCACAGCCCUGCACCUCCUCAAUCCCGGUCAGGCCCCAAACCACCCCCCGCGCCCACGCACACUUCUGGAUGUGACUUCGGAUCCGCCCUCUCGCCCCCUCGUGUGGCACCAGGCCUCGCCGCUAAGAAUAAAUCCGUGUCCAGCAGCCCCGCUGCUUCCGGGUGAAUCAAGGCCACAUCCUACACCCACCACCGCCACCCCCUCUGACCUCUUCCAGUCAGCUUAGUUCUUUAAAUCCGGGACACUCAAGGACUUGCGGCUGCUGAUGGACGCAGGCUUGGCGCUGCGGGGUCGAACCUGAAACUGUUUUUGUACGGUGGAAACCAGCAGGGCGUUUCAGGAAAAAGCAGGAUGGCAGUCAGGAGAGGAGACGGGCCUGCCGUCUCACGCUCGAUUCAGUUUGAUAUGUGACCGUCAGAUGAGCGUUGCCAGUGCCAGAGGAAGAACAGAGUCUUUCAGCUGCAAAUAAUCAUUGGUGUUGAUGUUAGAAUAAACUGCAGUUAGAGAUCAGUUGACUCAAAUUACAACAUUAGAGAAAGAAACAUUACUUUCAGUGGUGUCUGUCCGUGCAGAUUUGCAAGUUUUGUUUGAUUUGUGCACAUUUGAGAAAAAAAAGUUGGUUUUCUUUUGAUAAUUAACAUUAACAUUUCUGGUAGGACAAUUUCCAUUUGGGUUAACUACUGAAAUGUGAGACAGAUCUGAGAACCUGGGCCAACUAAACCAAACUGUCUACGUGGUUAGAUACCAGUAGAGGGGAAGUGAGAAAAGGUUAACAUGCUGUGUAAAACGUGAAUUAAAAACCGAAUGUAAUCACUUGCAAACAGAUUGUGUUAGACAACAGUUUCAUGAAGUGUUCGUGAGCCUUCUGAACAUCCCUUUCAUAACUCGCCGUGGUAUCACCUGUGACCAGUGAGCCUCUUUAAAGAACGAAAAUAUCAGUACACUUGAGUAUCGCAGUAUUUUUGUUCGUGAUGCUGC
This is a messenger RNA of Scatophagus argus, 4660 nucleotides long. RefSeq names its product Bardet-Biedl syndrome 9 (gene bbs9). The transcript has 22 exons. Lineage: Eukaryota; Metazoa; Chordata; Actinopteri; Scatophagidae. Gene Ontology annotation, biological process: cilium assembly. The record is from RefSeq and is a predicted model, not a curated record. Bases 160 to 3129 code for a protein of 989 amino acids. Gene Ontology annotation, cellular component: BBSome; membrane.